Iphiclides podalirius (scarce swallowtail) is the source of this 393-nucleotide messenger RNA. The record is from the annotation of a GenBank genome assembly. Lineage: Eukaryota; Metazoa; Arthropoda; Insecta; Lepidoptera; Papilionidae.
AUGUCCCAGAACCACCACCAUCACGACCACCACGACCACCACGACCACCACGAGCACCACGAGCACCACGAGCAUGGCGAGCACGACCACCACCACCACCACGAGCCGGGCAUGCCGUUCGACUUCGCGUACGCGGUGAACGGGGACGGCAACGACUACAGCCACAACGCUGUCUCCGACGGCGACGUGACCCGCGGCGAGUACAGGGUCGCGUUGCCCGACGGCCGCGUGCAAGUGGUCAAGUACACCGCCGACUGGAAGAACGGCUUCAACGCAGACGUAUCGUAUGAAGGAGAGGCCCAGUAUCCCGAACCCAACUCGAACGCGAUCGGCACGCCUAACCAAGCCGGCCAAACUUACUUACCAGCCAACCAAGGAGGCGGUUACAAAUAU